This is a messenger RNA of Penicillium nucicola, 1707 nucleotides long. RefSeq names its product rhomboid protease PCP1. The transcript has 5 exons. Bases 1 to 1707 code for a protein of 568 amino acids. Gene Ontology annotation, cellular component: membrane. Gene Ontology annotation, molecular function: serine-type endopeptidase activity. The record is from RefSeq and is a predicted model, not a curated record. NCBI's taxonomy places the organism in Eukaryota, Fungi, Ascomycota, Eurotiomycetes, Eurotiales, Aspergillaceae.
AUGAGCAAUGCGGUCUGGGUUGCAUGGCGGGUUCCAUGCCCGGGGCUUCGUGCCUCUGUGCUGCCCCCAGUGACAUUCCGCCCUGCCUGUCGCGAUCUCCGCAUUACCCCAUGGCGCAUGUACAGCACCUCACAGCGACUAUUCGGCUUACCGAGCUCUCCAUGUCGACUAAGCACACCUUUCUCUCGACCGAGGUCACCUCCGUUCUCCCCGCAACUCGCCCCGUCCGUUCCCCGCCGAUUCAAGAGGACUGCCGCCCCGAUUCCUAAAUCGGAUCCGUCGGAGGUCCAUCCCCGCCAGAAACCCUUCACCGAUGCCGAAGUCAAGGCCAUAUUUGGGCGCAACAGCCUCCCCACGAAGUUGGCUAACCGUGUUCUUGCGGUUUUGCACUAUCACCGCCUGGACGGUACACUCGACGCGAAUUUGCCAGCUGAUAUCAACCGCGCCUGCGCCCAGCACCAGAUCGAUACCGCGCUUGACUGGCUUCGACGUGAAUAUCCGGUUGAUGAGGAUGCCGCUAUUAUGGUCCGCAUUGAGCGUGAAGAGCGUGAGGACGAAGAGAAGCUCAUCCGCCGCGCCGAAAAGCUAGGCCUGUACAAACCCCAGAGUGGAUCUUAUGAUGCUGAGCUCGGCGAGGAAGGUUCUCCCUACGGCAGGAGUGUUCUUAAGGAAGGCCGUGAACAGAACGAGAAGCGUUUGUUGGCUGAGCAGGAACGUAAGCGUCAGGAAUGGCUUGAUGGUGAAAAGGAAGAACAGGAAAGGUUGAAGCGUCAAUUUGGCGAGAAUACUUCCCUGCAGCAAUAUCAGGAGGCCGCUCUUACUGAGGCUCGCCCUCGUGCUGAUCCUGCCUUGAGGCCAUAUCUUGCUUGGGUUCAAAAGCAUCAUAUUGCUGGUACUCAUGAGACACCCGAAGAUGUGAACAUUACUACCGCUCAACGUCUACUCGCUCCACUGCUUUUCACUAUCGUGACCCUUGGACUUUGCUAUGCCUUUACUCAAUACUAUGAGUUCCCCGCACGAAAGGACCGUUUGAUGCCAGAUGUUCCUCCAGCUGUGGCGACUGUUGGAGCCAUUAUUGGAGCUAACCUGGCAGUCACUCUUCUCUGGAAAUACGUCCCUCCCUCGUGGAGAUUGCUUAACCGUUACUUUGUGAUUGUCCCGUUCUAUCCUAGUUCACUUGGCAUGAUUGGAAGCGUUUUCAGUCACCAAACCUGGAGGCAUCUCGGAACGAACAUGAUGGUUCUGGCACUAAUGGGUACUCGAGUCCACGACGAAAUCGGCCGCGGAAACUUCUUGGCUAUCUACUUCGCUUCUGGUGCCAUGGGAUCUAUCUUCUCAUUGACACGCAGCGUUCUACUCGGUCGUCUGGGUAUGACCUCUCUCGGUGCCAGUGCUGCAACCAGUGGUAUCGUUGCUGCAUGGUGCAUGUCCCACUUCGAUGACAAAAUCACAAUGUGGAUUCUUCCAUAUGAGCUACGAGAGAAGAUCUGGACUCACGGUUGGGUUUUCCUCGCUUGUUUGGUUGGAACUGAGGUCUUCAGCUUGCUGGCUCCUGCGCGCUUCUUCCGUGUGUUCCCCCUCUCUCGAUUGACUAAGAUGGACCACGCUGCUCAUCUGGGUGGAUAUGUUGCUGGUGCGGGAUGCGGGUACUCUCUGAUGAAAAAGAGGGAGCGCGAGAAAAAGGCCCGAGAAUCCAAGUGGUUCUAA